AGACACGGAGCCACAUGGCCACCACCCCAACCCCAGUACAAACGCAUUGCAGUUGCAGCGUGCUGCCCCUGCUCCGCUGUGCGCCGUGCCGCGCCGCGCUGUGUGUGUGUGUGGUGUCCUCCUCUCCAGCUGCUCCAAGCACCGCCCGUCCCUCACCUCACCGCACCGCACCUCCAGCCGACGGGACCCCGCCGCCGCAAAAAGUACCCGCAGCAGGGCGUUCUCACUUCCCCCGCUCCCGUCUCCAUCAUGAAGCGCCUGCUCCGGCGCCUCUCCCGCGUGGCCGCGGCCGACGCGUGCGCCGCCGCCGCGUACCAGCCGCUCCGGCCGGACGCCGCGGCCGCGUCCGCCAAGGCGGCCGCGCUGUCCGGCGCGCGGCGGCUGGGCGGCGGCGCGCGCGUGCCGGAGGGCCACGUGCCCGUGUGCGUCGGCGAGGAAGGCGGGCCCGUGGAGCGGUACGCCGUGCGCGCCGAGCUCCUCGGCCGCCCGGCCUUCGCCGCGCUGCUCCGACGCGCCGCGCAGGAGUACGGGUACGGCCACCCCGGCGCGCUCCGCAUCCCCUGCCCCGUCGCCGACUUCCGCGACCUCCUCCUCCAGCUCUCCUCCUCCGCCUGCGCCGCCGCGGACCACCCCGUCGACGACGACGCGGCGCUCUGCUACUACUACUAGGCUUCGGAUUCGGAUUCGGCCCGGCAUCCCCCCGACACACCUCCGGCGCCCACCACCACCGCUCUCCUCCCCGUCGCCGCAUCGCAUUUGCCGCGGAGGGCGUAAUUGAGAUUUGCCCUUGCCCCCCUCGGUGAACCCAAACUGAAACGGCAGCGCCAAGUGCUGCUCGUUUUCUUCUUACCGAAUUACCCCUGCGUGGGGCGCCUGUGCUUGUACAUACGGGAGGGUUAAGUUAACUGUGGUGGAUCCGUGGAUGUGGGGUACAACGGGGAUUUUCUCCUGCAGCUCAACAGUUUUAGUGCCUGCUGUCUGGUAGUAGGAUUUUUCUUUCUUUUUUCUUUUGUCUGCUCCUCCCGUGUUUUUGGGUCUUCUUCGUCUAGAUCUAGCUCAGGCAGGCAGUCUUGCUGUAGCUCUAGCGGUGGUUGUAAUGGAGUAGUAGUGACUGGGCACUACCUGCCUGUUGUUAUGUUUUUUUUUUUCCUACUAUGGGUUUUGAGAUCUUAACAAUACUCCAAUGUACUGAACUCAAGCCGCAAGGCUGGUGAAUGGUGAUCUCGUGACUGAGACCGAGGAAAUCCAGUGCAAAAUGCCAAAAAUUCGCUCU
Messenger RNA from Sorghum bicolor (sorghum), 1273 nucleotides. Its product is annotated as auxin-responsive protein SAUR71. The record is from RefSeq and is a predicted model, not a curated record. The transcript has a single exon. Gene Ontology annotation, biological process: response to auxin. The coding region runs from base 250 to 669 and encodes 139 amino acids. Lineage: Eukaryota; Viridiplantae; Streptophyta; Magnoliopsida; Poales; Poaceae.